Messenger RNA from Oncorhynchus nerka (sockeye salmon), 865 nucleotides. RefSeq lists its product as uncharacterized. Gene Ontology annotation, molecular function: cysteine-type endopeptidase inhibitor activity. The transcript has 4 exons. Gene Ontology annotation, cellular component: extracellular region. The record is from RefSeq and is a predicted model, not a curated record. Gene Ontology annotation, biological process: negative regulation of endopeptidase activity. The coding region runs from base 1 to 504 and encodes 167 amino acids. Lineage: Eukaryota; Metazoa; Chordata; Actinopteri; Salmoniformes; Salmonidae.
AUGUUACGUCUACCCCGGAGUCCAGCCCAUACCUUGUGUCCAGUGCCUGCCACGGUCAUCGUCGACACAUGUCCAGACUGUCCAACAGUAGAGUGCCUGGAUGACCCCAUCAUAGCGGAGACGGCCAAUCUGUCCCUCCAGACAUACAACAGAAAGAGUUGCCUUACCAACUACUACACUCUCCUCAACCUAACAGGAGCUAGCAUGCAGUGGGUUGAGUGUCCGUCCUUCUUUGUGGAGUUCACCAUUCAAGAGACGGUCUCUGCUAAGGACAAUCCUGACGUUGAUCUGACCCAAUGUAAAAUGAUGGACUGUGAAUUUUCAAUGGAGUACUACACUACAGCUACACACUGUCUAUCACAUUCUGAAAUAGCACAAGGGCUUGGCACAGGCUCUCACACCACUCUGGAUGAUGGCAUGUUUGAGAUCAAACUUCCCAUCCAGUUCAAGUGUGAAAUCUUUGAACCAGAGGUUGGGAAUUUCCACAACAGUGCCAUACCAUGAUGGAACCUCAGUAACAUAGAGACAGCACAGCAGUAACCUCAGAAAUUGGGCAGAUGAGACCCCCACAAUGUAGGAGUUUGUUCCAGUCCAGAUCUGACUAAAUUGUGAUGUAAAUUCAGGACCAAGACUAGGUCUAGGGGUAGGGGAAAGGAAGGGGUUGAUCUCGGAGUGGGCAUAAUGUUCUGAUUGACCCAUUUCAUAAGCACUUAAAGUUAUUAUCAUUUUUAUGUCCAUCUCUCAGGCUAGAGAAGAAGUUAUGAGAACCAUAAACAUGCACACACACACACUGCUUGCUGUGGGGUCGUGGUGGUCCUAUCCCCCACCUCAAAGAGCCUCACCAGCAGCAAGCAACUGUCCAGGC